Molecule: messenger RNA, 3117 nt
Organism: Hansenula ciferrii
Lineage: Eukaryota; Fungi; Ascomycota; Saccharomycetes; Phaffomycetales; Wickerhamomycetaceae
Gene: NAM7
Product: ATP-dependent RNA helicase NAM7
Exons: 1
Coding region: 1-3117 (1038 amino acids)
Biological process (GO): nuclear-transcribed mRNA catabolic process, nonsense-mediated decay
Cellular component (GO): cytoplasm
Molecular function (GO): zinc ion binding; ATP binding; RNA helicase activity
Source: RefSeq, a predicted model, not a curated record
AUGGAUCCAAAUAUUUUAUUCUCCUAUUACCAAAAGAAUAAUAGUGAAAAUCACAAUGAUGAUGAUUUGAAAAACUCUGCUAGUGCCCAAGAUAUUGGAUCCCAAAACGUCGUACCAAAUGAUGAUGAUACCGUCAAUGGUGACCAUAAUGAUAAUGAUUCAGACUACAAAUAUGAUUCUGAUUUAGAUGAUGAAGAAUUAGAAGGACUAUAUGAUGACGAUGACGACGAUAAUGAUCAUCAUGGACAUCACCAUCAUGAUGAUGAAGCUGGUUUUGUUGAAAACUUACCGGAACAUGCUUGUGCUUAUUGUGGUAUUCAUAAUUCUUCAAGUGUUGUUAAAUGUAAUACUUGUAACAAAUGGUUUUGUAAUUCCAAGAAUAAUACUUCAAGUUCUCAUAUUAUAACUCAUUUAGUUAUGUCAAAGCAUAACGUUGUCUCACUACAUCCAGAUUCUGAUUUGGGCGAUACCACUUUGGAAUGUUAUAAUUGUGGUAAUAAAAAUGUUUUCGUUUUAGGGUUUGUUAGUGCAAAAUCAGAAACUGUUAUUGUUAUUCUUUGUCGUUUACCUUGUUCUCAACAAAAGGAUUCAAGAUGGGAUACAAAUGAAUGGACUUCCUUAAUUGAAGAUCGUCAAUUAUUGUCUUGGGUUGCUAAUAUUCCAACUGAAGAAGAUACACUGAAUGCAAGAAUUAUAACUAAUUCUCAAAUUUCUAAAUUAGAAGCUAAAUGGAGAUUAAAUAAAGAUGCUACUAUUCAAGAUGUUGAAAAACCUGAAGAAGAAAAUGAAAUUGUUCCAAUUUUAAUGAGAUAUACUGAUGCUUAUGAAUAUCAAAGAUCUUUUGGUCCUUUAGUUAAAUUAGAGGCUGAUUAUGAUAAACAAUUAAAAGAAUCUCAAGCUUUAGAACAUAUUUCUGUUAAAUGGUCAUUAGCUCUUAAUAACAAGCAUUUAGCUUCUUUUACUUUAUCAACUUUUGAAAGUUCAGAAUUGAAAGUUGCAGUUGGUGAUGAAAUGAUUUUACGUUAUUCAGGUAUAAAUCAUGAAGCUUGGGAAGCUAAAGGUUUCAUUAUUAGAAUUCCAAGUGCACACCAAGAAGAAUUCACAUUAGAAUUAUCAACUAAUCAUAAAAAUCCACCACCUACUCAAUGUACAACUGAUUUCACAGCAGAAUUUGUUUGGAAAGGUACAUCAUAUGAUCGUAUGCAAAAUGCCAUGAAAUCGUUUGCCACCGAUCAAUUAAGUGUCAGUGGUUAUAUUUAUCAUAAAUUAUUAGGUCAUGAAGUCAAUGAAGUUGAAUUUGAUAUUAAAUUACCUUCAAAAUUUUCAAUUCCUGGAUUUGCAGAAUUAAAUGUUUCUCAAGCAAGUGCUGUUAAAAAUGUGUUACAAAAACCUUUAAGUUUAAUUCAAGGUCCACCAGGUACUGGUAAAACUGUUACUUCAGCCACAAUCAUUCACCAUUUGACUAAUUUGAAUAAAGAUCGUAUUUUGGUUUGUGCUCCUUCAAAUGUUGCUGUUGAUCAUUUAGCUUCUAAACUGGAUCAAUUAGGCUUAAAAGUUAUUAGAUUAACUGCCAAAUCAAGAGAAGAUGUUGAAAGUUCAGUUCAACACUUAUCUCUAUCAAAUAUUAUUCAAAAAAGUGCAAAAGGUCAAUUAAAAAAAUUGUUGAGAUUAAGAAAUGAAUUGGGUGAAUUAAGUGCAGAAGAUACCAAGACUUAUUUCACAUUAUUGAGAAAGAAGGAAAAAUCAAUUUUGAAACAAGCAGAUGUUGUUUGUGCAACUUGUGUUGGUGCUGGUGAUAGAAGAUUAGAAAACGUCAAUUUUAGAACAAUUUUAAUUGAUGAAAGUACUCAAGCUUCUGAACCUGAAUGUUUAAUUCCAUUAGUUCAUGGUGCUAAACAAGUUAUUUUGGUUGGUGAUCAUCAACAAUUAGGUCCUGUUAUUUUGGACAAGAAAGCUGGUGAUGCAGGUUUAAAACAAUCACUUUUCGAAAGAUUAGUUGUUUUAGGUCAUGUUCCAAUUAGAUUAGAAGUUCAAUAUCGUAUGAAUCCAUGUCUUUCAGAAUUUUCAAGUAAUAUGUUUUAUGAUGGUUCUUUACAAAACGGUGUUACUAAAGAACAAAGACAAUUACCAAAUUCCGCCUUCCCAUGGCCAGUUGUGGAUACACCAAUGAUGUUUUGGGCAAAUUUUGGUAGAGAAGAAAUUUCAGGUAGUGGUACUUCGUUCUUGAAUAGAAUUGAAGCUAUGAAUUGUGAACGUAUCAUUACAAGAUUAUUUAGAGAUGGUGUUCAACCAGAACAAAUUGGUGUUAUUACUCCAUAUGAAGGUCAAAGAGCUUACGUUGUUCAAUAUAUGCAAAUGAAUGGUUCUAUGGAUAAAGACUUAUAUAUGGAUGUUGAAGUUGCUUCAGUUGAUGCUUUCCAAGGUCGUGAAAAAGAUUUCAUCAUUUUAAGUUGUGUUAGAGCUAAUGAUCAACAAAAUAUUGGGUUCUUAAGUGAUCCAAGACGUUUGAAUGUUGCUUUAACAAGAGCUAAAUAUGGUGUUGUGAUUUUAGGUAAUCCAAGAGCUUUGUCUAAGAAUCAAUUGUGGAAUCAAUUAUUAUUACAUUACAGAGAAAAAGGUUGUCUUGUCGAAGGGUUAUUAGACUCUUUACAAUUAUCUUCAGUCCAAUUGAAUAGACCAAAUAAUAGAUUUAAACCAAAUCGUGGUCGUCAAAACUUUGGUGGUGAAGCUUAUCAUAAAUUUGGUGCUCCAACUACAAAUGCUGGUUCAACAAUUAAUGACUUUGAAACUGCAAGUUUAGUUUCAUUUGCAACUGAUAAUGAAUCUGUUGGAUUCACAUCUAAUGCAGGAUUCCCACCAUUUUUCUCUGCUAAACAAUGGCCAACUUUUAAUGAUCAAUAUCAAUCAAAUGGUAAUGAUGCAAAUGAAAGCGAAAAUGCCACAAAUGGUAAUACCUAUGAUCCAGCAACAAAUCCACAAAUUGGUUCAAGUUUCAGUUCAAGAUUAGAAAAACUUGGUGGAUCUUCAUCUCGUUAUGAUAACCAAAAUAUUGAAGAUGAUAUUAGAAGUAUUACUUCAGGUUUUGGUCCAUCAGGUUUGAAUUUAAAUGGUCGUUGA